Molecule: messenger RNA, 6715 nt
Organism: Lathyrus oleraceus (garden pea)
Lineage: Eukaryota; Viridiplantae; Streptophyta; Magnoliopsida; Fabales; Fabaceae
Product: callose synthase 7
Exons: 41
Coding region: 570-6413 (1947 amino acids)
Biological process (GO): (1->3)-beta-D-glucan biosynthetic process
Cellular component (GO): plasma membrane; 1,3-beta-D-glucan synthase complex
Molecular function (GO): 1,3-beta-D-glucan synthase activity
Source: RefSeq, a predicted model, not a curated record
AAUCAACAUGCAAAGAUUGCAUUGCUAUAUCUCAUUCAUCUUUUUCACUUUCCACGUGCUUUCCUCAAACUAUUGUUCCUUAAACCAACAAUGAUUGAUAGCAACUCCAACCUUCAAAGCACUACACAUUCCUUUGCAUGUAAGUAUCAUCACCAAUUCGUUUAAUCCCAUUUUCAAUUCCAAAGACCAAACUUUUUCUCAAAAAAGUUAAUCCAAAAAAAGCAUUGUGAUGUGUGAGUGGUAGCCUUAAUCCCUGUUUUCUUCCAUUGUUUAUCACCAAAAAGAUAACAAAGCACUACUCUGUCUCUCUGUUCCUUUCUUUUUCUUUAUUCAAUUGUUUCUUUUUACCUUGCUAUUAGAGCAAUUCCAAAACCUCUCUCUCAAUCAAAGUAUCAAUCUUUUUGGCUAUUUCUUCAACCCCAUUUCAAAAAGAUGACAACUUUAGUUUCCUUAACUCUUCACUCAAACCCCAAAUGCUGUUUUGCUUUCUGGGUCAAGAACAAUAUUGCAAUAAAGGAAGAAAAAUUUAAACUUGCAUUGGUUUUGGUGUUUCUGGUGGUGGCAGAAACAUGGCUAGCACCAGUGGAACAAAGGGUCCUUUUGAGAUCUCUAGACAACCUUCUAAGAGGAUGAUAAGGGCACCAACAAGGACUGUUGAGUUGCCUAAUGAAGAGAAUAUUAUGGAUAGUGAGAUUGUUCCUUCUUCACUUGCUGUUCUUGUGCCUAUUCUUAGAGCUGCCAUUGAUAUUGAAGUGGAGAAUCCUAGAGUUGCCUAUCUUUGUCGCUUUCAUGCAUUUGAGAAGGCUCAUACAAUGGAUCCAACAUCAAGUGGCCGUGGCGUACGACAAUUCAAGACUUAUCUCUUGCACAAGCUCGAAAGGGAAGGGGAGAUAACGGAGAAACAUACUAAAAGAACUGAUGCCAGAGAGCUACAAAGUUACUACCAAACUUUCUAUGAGACUAGAAUCCGGGAUGGUGAAUUUACUAAAAAACCGGAGGAGAUGGUUAGGAAUGUUCAGAUUGCCACUGUGUUGUAUGAAGUACUGAAGACUUUGCUAACUCCACAAACUAUUGAGGAGAAGACAAAAAGAUAUGCUGCAGAUGUUGAGAAUAAGAAGGGACAGUAUGAGCAUUAUAACAUCCUUCCGUUAUAUGCUGUUGGUGCUAAACCGGUGAUCAUGGAACUUCCCGAGAUCAAAGCCGCAAUUGCUGCUUUAAGUAAGGUGGAUAAUCUUCCAUUGCCUUUGAUUCAUUCAAGACCUGAUAAUGAUGAUUCUACAAUGCCCAUGGAGAGGGUUAAAAAUGUGAAUGAUAUACUUGAUUGGAUUGCCUCGAUUUUUGGGUUUCAGAAAGGAAAUGUGGCAAAUCAAAGGGAGCACCUUAUAUUAUUACUUGCCAACAUGGAUAUAAGGAAUAGGUCUGCUUCUUAUGAGAUCCGUGAAGAAACUGUAGAGAAGUUGAUGGCUACAACUUUCAAAAAUUAUGAAUCAUGGUGUCAUUAUGUGCGUUGUAAAUCAAAUAUUAGGUAUGGAGUUGGUCAUGACAAACAACAAUUAGACCUGAUUUACAUUGCACUUUAUCUUCUAAUAUGGGGAGAAGCUUCAAAUAUUCGCUUUAUGCCUGAAUGCCUUUGCUAUAUUUUCCAUCACAUGUGCAAUGAUGUCUACGGGAUUUUAUAUAGCAACGCCAUUCAAGUGAGUGGAGAUGCAUAUCAAAUAGUAACGCGUGAUGAUGAACAUUUUCUGAGGGAAGUUAUAACACCUUUAUACGAUGUUUUAAUGAAGGAAGCAAAGAGAAGUAACAAAGGCAAAGCAAGUCAUGCCAAUUGGAGAAACUAUGAUGAUCUUAACGAAUACUUUUGGUCUGACAAAUGUUUUAAGCUAAAUUGGCCAAUGAAUCUCAACUCGGAUUUUUUUAGGCAUAAUGAGACACAAACAGCAAAUCAGGGUCGGGGCCGGGGCCGGGGCCAAGCCAGCACUGGAGCUGGGAAGAAGAAGCCUAAAACAAAUUUUGUUGAAGUUCGUACAUAUUUGCAUCUUUAUAGGAGUUUCGAUCGAAUGUGGAUUUUCUUUAUAUUGGCUUUACAGGCAAUGAUUAUAAUUGCUUGGAGUAACUUGGGACUUAUUGGAGUGCUUACCGAUGAUGAUGUCUUCAGAAAUGUUUCUAGUAUAUUUAUUUCAUACGCUAUUCUCAAUUUUCUUCAAGUAACUAUCGAUAUUAUUCUCGUCUGGAAUGCAUUGAGGAACAUGAAGUUCACUCAGUUGCUUCGGUAUUUCCUGAAGUUUGUGGUAGCAGCGGUUUGGGUUGUUGUUUUGCCAGUGAGUUUUAGUAGUUCUCUUCAGAAUCCGAGCGGUCUUAUAGAAUUUGUCACCCACUGGGCUGGGGACUGGGGGCCCGGGUCACUUUAUUACUAUGUCGUUGCAAUAUAUAUGAUACCAAACAUAGUGGCUGCAAUACUAUUUUUCCUUCCACCCAUGCGGAGAACAUUGGAGCGCUCAAAUAUGCGAAUCAUUACCCUUUUAAUGUGGUGGGCUCAGCCAAAGUUGUAUGUUGGUCGGGGCAUGCACGAGAGCAUGUUUUCACUGAUUAAGUACACGCUCUUCUGGAUCAUGCUUCUAAUUAGCAAGCUAGCAUUCAGUUACUAUGUCGAGAUAUCACCUCUUGUUGAACCAACAAAAUUGAUCAUGGCAAUGCAUAUAGAUAACUACCAGUGGCAUGAAGUCUUUCCAGAGAACGAUAUUCACAAUUUAAGUGUUGUAAUUUCAAUAUGGGCUCCAAUUAUCCUGGUUUAUUUUAUGGAUACUCAAAUAUGGUAUGCCAUUUAUGCCACUUUGUUUGGUGGGAUUAUUGGAGCCUUCAGCCAUUUGGGGGAGAUAAGAACACUUGGAAUGCUCCGCUCCAGAUUUCAGUCUGUACCACUAGCUUUCAGUGAAAGCUUUUGGACGGGAAGAAACAGAAAGAAUAUACAAGAGGAAUCGGUACUGCAUUUCAUGUUUCAAAAUGCUGUUCUUCUUAUCCUUGAUGAAAUAAUACUAGGAAUCUUAUUGGUGGAGUUUCUUUCGCAGGAUGAUGCAUAUGAACGAGAUAAUAUUGCAUAUUUCUCUCAGGUUUGGAAUGAGUUUAUAAAUUCUAUGAGAGAAGAAGACCUCAUCGGUAACAGGGAUAGAGAUUUGCUUCUUGUUCCAUACAGUUCAGUUGAUGUUUCGGUCAUCCAGUGGCCUCCAUUCUUGCUUGCUAGCAAGAUUCCUAUAGCUGUCGACAUGGCGAAAGAUUAUAAGAAGGACGAUGAUGCAGAAUUGUUUAGAAAGAUUAAGAGUGACGGUUAUAUGUACUCAGCAGUUGUCGAAUGCUACGAGACUCUCAAGGAAAUCAUACUGAGCCUUCUACUAGAUGCAGAAGAUAGACAGGUUAUACAGCUCAUAUGCUACAAAGUAGAAGAAUGCAUAGAACAUGAAAAUUUUGUCAAAGAAUUCAACAUGAGUGGCUUGCCUUCACUAAGUGAGAAGUUGGAGAAAUUCUUAACUCUAUUGCGAGCUGAAGACAGCAAGUCUGAGUCUCAGAUAGUCAACGUGCUGCAGGAUAUUGUAGAAAUUAUCAUUCAGGAUGUUAUGGUCGAUGGCCACGCAAUUCUGCAUGCACCUCAGCAUCAUAAUGUUCAGAGUGGACAGCAGCAGAGGUUUGUUAACAUUGACACUUCAUUUACUCUGAAGAGAUCCGUGAUGGAGAAGGUUAUUAGACUUCACUUGCUUUUAACCGUCAAAGAAUCCGCGAUAAAUGUGCCCCAAAAUAUUGAAGCCCGCCGCCGUAUUACAUUCUUUGCGAACUCCUUGUUUAUGAAUAUGCCUAAGGCUCCUAAAGUUCGGGAUAUGUUGUCUUUCAGUGUUCUAACACCGUAUUACAAAGAGAAUGUUCAAUAUUCCAAUGAUGAACUCAAAAAGGAAAAUGAAGAUGGAAUUUCAAUUUUAUUCUACCUGACAAAGAUAUAUCCCGAUGAAUGGGCCAAUUUUGAUGAGCGCAUGAAAAGUGAAAAUGUUGACGAAGAAGAAGAUAGGGAGGAAUAUGUUCGUCAGUGGGCAUCUUACAGAGGGCAGACACUUUCUCGAACUGUGAGAGGAAUGAUGUACUAUUGGCAAGCCUUACUCCUCCAGUACCUCAUAGAAAAUUCAGGAGAUUAUGGUAUUUCUGAAGGCUACCGGACCGUGGAAAUCAACGACAGAGAUAAGAGGCUUCUUGAACAAGCAAAAGCUCUGGCUGAUUUAAAGUUCACCUAUGUCGUUUCUUGUCAACUGUACGGUUCGCAAAAAAAGUCUAAAAAUACUUUUGACAGAAGCUGUUACAAUAAUAUUCUCAAUCUGAUGGUAACACAUUCAGCCCUUCGCGUUGCGUAUAUUGAUGAAACGGAAGACACAAAAGGGGGAAAGAAAGUCUAUUACUCUGUGCUUGUCAAGGGAGGGGAUAAAUAUGAUGAGGAAAUAUAUCGCAUAAAGCUUCCUGGUCCUCCAACCGAAAUUGGGGAAGGGAAACCUGAAAACCAAAACCAUGCCAUCAUAUUUACUCGUGGAGAAGCUUUACAAACUAUAGACAUGAACCAGGAUAAUUACUAUGAAGAAGCUUUCAAAAUGAGAAAUGUAUUGGAAGAAUUUCACGCGCAUAAAGGGCAACGGAAACCAACUAUAUUGGGUCUAAGAGAGCAUAUAUUUACUGGAAGUGUUUCAUCACUUGCUUGGUUUAUGUCGAACCAGGAGACCAGCUUUGUGACCAUUGGCCAACGAGUUUUGGCAAAUCCUUUAAAGGUUCGAUUUCAUUAUGGCCAUCCCGAUAUAUUCGACAGAAUCUUCCACAUAACAAGAGGUGGCAUAAGCAAAGCAUCAAAAACUAUCAACUUAAGCGAGGAUAUAUUUGCAGGGUACAAUUCAACUCUUCGACAAGGAUAUAUUACGCAUCAUGAAUACAUACAAGUUGGUAAGGGGCGAGAUGUUGGUUUGAAUCAGAUUUCACUCUUUGAGGCUAAGGUUGCAAAUGGAAAUGGAGAACAAACACUUUGCCGUGACGUUUAUCGUCUCGGCCGAAGAUUUGAUUUCUUCAGAAUGCUGUCGUUCUACUUCACAACAGUUGGGUUCUACUUCAGCAGCAUGAUAACUGUGCUUACAGUGUACGUUUUCUUAUACGGGCGUGUAUAUAUGGUAUUGAGUGGAGUUGAGAGAGAAAUUAUUCAAAGUCCGGAUAUACAUCAGAGCAAAGCCCUCGAACAAGCCUUGGCGUCUCAGUCUGUUGUUCAGUUGGGUUUGCUUCUGGUGCUUCCCAUGGUUAUGGAAAUCGGUUUGGAGAAGGGAUUUCGAACGGCCUUGGGUGAUUUCAUCAUCAUGCAACUUCAGUUAGCCUCUGUGUUCUUUACUUUCCAGCUUGGAACGAAAGCUCAUUAUUACGGGCGAACGCUCUUGCAUGGAGGCUCUAAAUAUAGGCCAACAGGUCGCGGAUUUGUUGUCUUCCAUGCAAAGUUUGCUGAUAAUUACAGGAUGUACUCACGAAGUCAUUUUGUGAAGGGCCUCGAAAUACUUAUACUGUUGGUCAUUUACGAGAUCUAUGGAGAGUCGUACCGUAGCUCAACUCUUUAUUUCUUCAUUACAAUGUCAAUGUGGUUCUUGGCCAUUUCUUGGUUAUUUGCUCCGUUCUUGUUCAAUCCUUCUGGUUUUGAUUGGCAAAAAACGGUGGACGAUUGGACGGAUUGGAAGCGAUGGAUGGGAAACCGUGGUGGUAUUGGUAUUCCGUCGGAUAAAAGCUGGGAAUCUUGGUGGGAUGAAGAGAAUGAACACCUGAAAUUCUCAAAUGCCAGGGGGAAAAUACUCGAGAUUCUUCUCGCAUGUCGAUUCUUUAUCUACCAAUAUGGAAUCGUCUACCAACUGAAUAUUGCGCGUCGUAGCAAAAAUAUUCUGGUAUUUGCACUUUCUUGGGGAGUUUUGGUUAUAGUCCUUAUCGUCUUAAAGAUGGUUUCCAUGGGUAGACGAAGAUUUGGCACGGACUUUCAGCUCAUGUUUCGCAUUCUCAAGGCACUUCUGUUUCUCGGCUUCUUGUCAGUAAUGACGGUGUUAUUCGUUGUGUGUGCGCUUACCGUAUCAGAUUUGUUCGCUUCCAUUCUCGCCUUCAUGCCCUCCGGAUGGGCCAUUAUUCUGAUUGCGCAAACAUGCAGAGGACUCUUGAAGUGGGCGAAACUAUGGGCUUCAGUGAAAGAGCUUUCGAGAGCAUAUGAAUAUGUAAUGGGACUAAUAAUCUUCAUGCCAACAGCAGUUUUGUCAUGGUUCCCAUUUGUGUCUGAGUUCCAAACUCGGUUGCUAUUCAAUCAAGCAUUUAGUCGAGGACUUCAGAUUUCGAUGAUUCUUGCAGGAAAGAAAGACACUUACAACAAAACCGAAUGACAUGUUUAAAUGUACAUAUUUUCAGGCAGGAACUUGAAGUUUUCAGUUUGAAGAGAAAUGGAUCUACCAGUUAUCAGAAUUUUUUGGAAGUUCCGAUUAUUUUCUUGUCCUUUUUAUCUAAAUUUUAGUGACUUAGAACAGGAAUGGCAAAUGAAAAUCCAAAAUCUUGGUAAUGGAUAAAACAGCAUAUUGUAUAUGUAUCAUAUAGGUUGAUGUUUAUUUAUUUCUGUAUGUAAAAUAGAAAAGGAUUCAGACAAAUCAUUAUACCUCAAUUUAAUUCCAGAAAUUCUUUUGGUGUAACA